Ylistrum balloti is the source of this 1134-nucleotide messenger RNA. Its product is annotated as putative succinate dehydrogenase [ubiquinone] cytochrome b small subunit, mitochondrial. Lineage: Eukaryota; Metazoa; Mollusca; Bivalvia; Pectinida; Pectinidae. The record is from RefSeq and is a predicted model, not a curated record. The transcript is spliced from 5 exons. Gene Ontology annotation, biological process: tricarboxylic acid cycle; mitochondrial electron transport, succinate to ubiquinone. Gene Ontology annotation, cellular component: mitochondrial envelope; membrane. Gene Ontology annotation, molecular function: ubiquinone binding; heme binding. Bases 1 to 561 code for a protein of 186 amino acids.
AUGACUAAAAACGCUCUGGCUUACCGGAGCGUUAUCUCUCCUAAAAGCACUCUCAAUAUGGCGACUAGCUCACUGCUUCGUGCUUGCGGAGGAGCGAGACAAUUGUUCUUUCGACCUAAUGCAUUACAAAAAGCAUUAUCUUGUGAGAUUCAGAAAGACAUGUCAGCUAAAGUAUUUUCAACAUCAUCUUCAUCUUCAAGUCUAGAAUAUUUCCGUGCAAGAAGAGGUCCAUUUACACCAGAGGAGAAGCAGAAGGGACACUCCAUGUUGGCUUCAACCCAUUGGAAGAUAGAGAGAGUGGUGGCAAUCUCUAUGAUACCUGUUCUGCCUGCUUGUAUCUACUAUGGAGGCCCAGCCUCUGAUUUCAUCCUAACUACUACUGUUUUAGCUCAUGGGCACUGGGGCGUUCAUGGAGUGCUUGUUGAUUACAUUGAGAAAUUCUUCCCACCUAUCCACUACUUCUGGUAUGCUGUUAUGAUCAUGGGCUUUGCAGGCAUGAUGCAUUUUAACUACAAUGAUGUUGGAAUCACUAAAGCCAUUGCCAUGUUUUGGGCCCUGUGAUGUCAAGACAUAAUAUAUUAGAUUUAAUCAUCUUUAUCCAUGUUGAUAAAGAAAUUUACUGCAAAAAGAUACUGCAACAAAUUAGAAGGGAAAAUUCUUUCUUUUAAAUAUUUUGUACACCAUGUCUACUUUGGCAAAAUUCUUCGCAACCAUUUAGCUCAUUUAAGGUUGAAAAGUUUAUUUGCUUAUUCUUCAUGAUCUUUACACCUACCUUUGCCAAUGUCGGAAUAUUAUUGUGGCACUAGAACGGAAUCUGAUAUUUAUUCAAAAAUAAUUAAUGUAUUAUACUGAGUCUUUUACAGUUUAUGAAAUGAAGAUAUCAGAUAUGGAGAUGAACCGUCACAUAUAAUUAGGACUUUAGGGAACAGUUUACCAAGAAUAAGAUAGUUAUGUGUAUACAAAAAGGAAGAAACAGUUUUUCGUUCUCAUCUUUUUUUGAUUAUUUAUUAUUUGCGUACAUGCAUAUUCAUUGAAUCCUAUUUUGGAAUUCAUUUUUGGUGCAUACGUCAUGUACAAAUGUGAUUUGUGCUGCAGGCAUACAUUGUAUAUAAUAAAUGGAAUUUUGAUAUCGAA